Molecule: messenger RNA, 1076 nt
Organism: Lactuca saligna
Lineage: Eukaryota; Viridiplantae; Streptophyta; Magnoliopsida; Asterales; Asteraceae
Source: the annotation of a GenBank genome assembly
AUGAUUGCCGUCGCAAACGCCGGUUUCAGAGCAAUUGCACCCGACUACAGAGGAUACGGGCUAUCCGACAUCCCUGCAGAACCGGAGAAGACCUUAUUAGUUGAUUUGGUCAAAGAUACUGCCUCGAUCCUAAAUUCUCUCGCCAUUUCUAAGGUGUUUGUGGUUGGUAAAGAUUUUGGAGCAAUGGUUGCCUACCCGUUCGCCCUUUCAUACCCAGAGAAAGUUGCCGGAGUUAUAACACUUGGUGUGCCAUUCAUGCGUCCUGGUGGUGCUAGCCAUCUUCAAACCCUCCCUGAAGGCUUCUACAUCCGAAGAUGGCAGGAAUCUGGAAGAGCUGAAGCUGAUUUUGGUCGUUUUGAUGCUAAAACAGUGGUGAGAAACAUCUACAUUUUGUUCUCUAAAAGUGAAAUACCAAUAGCCCCUGAAAACCAGGAGAUUAUGGAUUUGGUGGAUUCAUCCACUCCUCUACCCUCUUGGUUCACUGAGGAGGAUCUUGAAAUAUACGGGGAUUUAUAUCACAAGUCUGGAUUUCAAACCCCACUCCAAGUUCCUUACAGGUCAUUCUCAGAGAAAAUUGAAUCUCCAAACCAAAAUGUGAUUGAUCCAAAAGUGGAAGCUCCAGCUUUGUUUAUAAUGGGUGAAAAAGACUAUGUUUUCAUGUUUCCUGGAAUGGAGGAAUAUUUGAAGAGUGGUGAGGUCAAGAAAUAUGUACCAAAUCUGGAAAUCAUAUACUUGCCUCAAGGUUCUCAUUUUGUUCAUGAACAAUUCCCUCACCAAGUCAAUCAGAUCCUACUCAAUUUUCUCAAUUCCAACAAAUUUUAGUGAUUCUGCUUCAAUAAUAUAAAGAUCUUGAGUUUAAAUCCCACACUUGUUGUGGUCUAGAUGUUAUUAUGAAUGUAUCAUUUGGACCAUUUGUAUGUCACAUUUAUUUUACAUAGACAAGUUAUUAAAUGGUAACGUGUGUUUUAGGUUGCGGAUUGGUUAUAUUUGUAAAGUAUUUAACUUGGUUGUUAAUAUAGGUACAAAGUUACAUGCCUUCUAUUGUUUGAUAUAAAUGGAUAUGCAUUAUCUUUAUC